Gossypium arboreum is the source of this 2182-nucleotide messenger RNA. RefSeq names its product indole-3-pyruvate monooxygenase YUCCA6-like. NCBI's taxonomy places the organism in Eukaryota, Viridiplantae, Streptophyta, Magnoliopsida, Malvales, Malvaceae. Gene Ontology annotation, molecular function: flavin adenine dinucleotide binding; N,N-dimethylaniline monooxygenase activity; NADP binding. Bases 341 to 1642 code for a protein of 433 amino acids. The record is from RefSeq and is a predicted model, not a curated record. The transcript is spliced from 4 exons. Gene Ontology annotation, biological process: auxin biosynthetic process.
AUCUUCCUCUCUCUUCAUCUUAUUUUAUUUCAAUUUUGUUUUUUCAUUGUUCCCUUCUCUCUCUCUCUCUGUGUUUAAAUGAAUGAAUGCUGAUUAAGCCCCAGAAGUUCUUUGCUCAUCUUUCGCUAAACCUUUCAUAAAGAACCAAAAUUCAGAUAGAUUCAUUCAAAACAACUCAGUUUCAUAUAAGUGGAUAAGAAUCCUCUUAUAUUCUUAAUCCACUCCUAGUUUCAAGGGACAAUUCCCUUAUAAAAAUCUAAUCUCAAAUGCUUUCUCUUCACUCUUGUUUUUGUUCUUCUUGAGCUCAAUUACCAGUUAGUAAUUUAAUAAGUAUUAGUUCAUGGACUACUUGAGUGAAAUAGAAGGAAAACAAGCUCAUGAUCCCAUGUUUUUGGAGAAGAUGAAAGAGUCAUCGUCGUCGUCGUCUAGUUGCUUAUGUGUUCCGGGGCCAGUUAUCGUCGGCGCCGGGCCUUCGGGUUUAGCAACCGCCGCUUGCUUGAAAGAGAAAGGUGUUCCGAGUGUAAUCCUAGAGAGAUCCAACUGCAUAGCAUCUUUGUGGCAACUCAAGACGUAUGACCGUCUUCGUCUUCAUUUGCCGAAGCAGUUUUGUGAGCUUCCUUUGAUGGGGUUCCCUACUGGUUUCCCUACUUACCCUAGCAAGCAACAAUUCGUGGACUACUUGGAAGCUUACGCUAGGAAGUUUGAUAUUAAGCCUAGGUUCAACGAGACGGUUUCACAAGCUGAGUAUGAUCCGACGCUGGGGUUUUGGCGCGUGACAAGUGUUGGGGUUAAAGGGAAAGAGAUGGAAUACGUGUGCCGGUGGUUGGUGGUGGCGACGGGAGAGAAUGCGGAGGCGAUGAUGCCGGAGAUGGAAGGAAUGGGGGAAUUCAGUGGGGACAUAAGGCAUACAAGUUUAUAUAAAAGUGGAGAAGAGUUUAGAGGGAAAAGGGUUUUGGUGGUGGGGUGUGGGAAUUCAGGCAUGGAGGUGUGUUUGGACCUUUGCAAUCAUAAUGCUAGGCCUUCACUGGUGGUCAGAGAUACAGUCCAUGUCCUCCCACAAGAGAUGCUAGGGACAUCAACAUUCGGAUUAUCGAUGUGGCUGCUCAAGUGGUUUCCCUUGCGACUGGUCGACCGUUUCCUGUUGAUUGUAUCAUGGUUGAUGCUCGGUGAUACUUCUCGCUUCGGAUUGGCUCGUCCGCACUUGGGUCCCCUUCAACUCAAGAAUCUGUCGGGAAAGACCCCCGUUUUAGAUGUUGGCACGCUUGCUAAAAUCAAAAGUGGAGACAUUAAGGUACGUCCGAGCAUCAAGAGCCUAAAACGACAUGCUGUGGAGUUUGUCAAUGGCACAACUGAGAACUUUGAUGCAAUCAUAUUAGCAACCGGUUAUAAAAGCAAUGUACCCUCUUGGCUAAAGGAAAAAGUGAUGUUCUCAGAGAAAGAUGGGUACCCUCGAAGGCCAUUCCCUAAUGGAUGGAAAGGUGAAUAUGGGCUAUACGCGGUGGGGUUCACUAAACGUGGACUGCUAGGUACAUCAAUGGAUGCUAUCAGGAUUGCAGAAGACAUUCAACGGUGUUGGAAUGAAGAGGCAAAGCAUCGUUUGGCAUUCACUAAUUCACUGCUGCACCAAUCAUCAUCAUUAUGAUCCUUCAGAUUUUGUUCUUUCCGAAGUUUUUGAAGUGAGAUAAGAGACAUACAGAUUUUGGUUGAAGAUAACAACUAUACAUACUACAUAACCUAUCCUAAUUCCCUACCUGGCCUUUGUAUCCAAACACCUACAAGUGCGAGGUUUGAUUCUUCAAAUGACAAGAAGAAGAAAAAAGAAAGAAAGAAAAGAGAGAAAAAAGGGAGAGAGUUGUCUCAAUGAACCCUUCAUCUUGAAUGCGAAGAUGACACCAGAUAAGGCAGCAGCCAGGCCUUCGGAAGGAGGAAGAUUAAAGGAGUUGAAUUUCAAAGUGUUAAGAGAAAAAGGGGUUGAUGUUGUUUUGGAUUGUGGAAGGGGGGACCUUAGACUAUAUAUCUUAGAUAUUGUACAUUGCCAUUUCAUUUUUCUGUAAUUAGGCAUCACUUUUCUUUAUCCGCAAAGAGAGGAAAAAAAAGAAGAAGAAGAUAGAUUUGUCAGAGCAAGCUGAAUAUAUGAUGUUUGAUAUUUGUUUUUGCAAAGCAAUAUAAUGGUGUUUUUCAA